This is a messenger RNA of Phytophthora infestans T30-4, 1458 nucleotides long. Its product is annotated as 12-oxophytodienoate reductase, putative. Bases 1 to 1458 code for a protein of 485 amino acids. The transcript has 2 exons. NCBI's taxonomy places the organism in Eukaryota, Oomycota, Peronosporomycetes, Peronosporales, Peronosporaceae. Gene Ontology annotation, molecular function: oxidoreductase activity; FMN binding. The record is from RefSeq and is a predicted model, not a curated record.
AUGUCGUCUGUUGCGAAAUUCAACAAUGUUCUCAUCUCCAAAGCCAGAGAAGAAGUUGUCCGUGAUGCGCUACAGUCGCUUUUCCAUUCCGAGUAUAUUCUCUUGGCCGAGUACAUCGAGCUGAUGGUCCCGAUGCUGUAUUCGCUGUACUUGGUAGUACUGUUCCAUCUCCCAGUAUCGGCGUAUUAUCCUCAUACGGCAUCGAUGACGGCACACGAACUGCAAGGGGCUGUGAUAACUAUUCUGGUUGCGGAAACUCCGUCGAUCAUUAUCCAAUUUGCCAAGUGCCACACAAGCAGCAACAUCAGCCAAACUACAGCCACCAUGUCAUCCGUCACCGCCGACUACAAGCUCUUCACCCCACUGGAACUCAGCAAAGAUCUGGUACUCGAGAACCGCAUCGUGUACGGCCCCACGACUCGCGCGCGUUCCGACAUCGAGACACAUGUGCCACUUGAGCGCAACAUCGUGUACUACGAGCAGCGUGCAGGUGCCGGUCUUCUGAUCAGUGAAGGUUGUGGCAUUUCCGAGCAAGGUUUCGGAUGGCACGGCGCUCCUGCCCUCUACACGGAUGAGCAGGAGGCUAAAUGGAAAGAGCUAGUGGACCGUGUGCACGCCAAGGGAGCCAAGAUCUUCCUGCAGUUGUGGCACAUGGGCCGUCAGUCGCACCCGACUUUCCACCCCUCCAACGAGGUUGUGUCCGCUUCAGCGACUCAGUACGAAGGUGGGACUACGCGUGACGCGAGUGGCGAACGUACGGGCUUUGAGAAGGCUCGCGCUUUGGAAACGGACGAGAUCGCGGAGGUGGUCGAGAUGUACCGCCAGUGUGCCAUUCGAGCGAAGCGUGCUGGCUUCGAUGGCGUCGAAGUGCACGGUGCCAACGGGUAUCUGGUCGAUCAGUUCCUGCAGUCAACGACGAACAAGCGCACAGACAAGUACGGCGGUUCGUUCGAGAACCGCUACCGCUUUUUGCAUGAGAUCGUGGAGGCGUUGAAGACCGUGUUCCCUGCUGGACGCAUCGGUGUACGUCUGUCCCCUAACGGUGUAUUUGGCGGCAUGGGCAGCAAGGACAACAACGAGAUGUUCACCUAUGCCUUCAAUCGCCUGUCGGAACACGGGCUCGCAUACUUGGCGAUGCUUGAUGGCUUUGGCUUCGGCUACUCGACGGAGAGUCGCACGUUGACCGCGUUUGAUGCCAAGAAGGCGUUCAAGGGCAACGUCAUGGCCAACAACAGCUACACGCGCGACACUGCGGAGGGUGCAAUUCGCAGCGGAGCGGCUGACUUUGUGGGCUUCGCUCGUCUGUACAUGUCGAAUCCGGAUCUGGCCGAGCGCUUCCAGAAUGACUGGCCCGUGAACCCGGUGCCUGACUACAAGUACUUUUGGGAUGCCGCUAUGGGCGACAAAGGCUACAACUCUUUCGAGCAGUACAAACCAACGGUGGAGCAGCAGCCAUAG